This is a messenger RNA of Colletotrichum truncatum, 975 nucleotides long. Its product is annotated as serine threonine-protein kinase. Gene Ontology annotation, molecular function: ATP binding; protein serine/threonine kinase activity. The record is from RefSeq and is a predicted model, not a curated record. Gene Ontology annotation, cellular component: EKC/KEOPS complex; cytosol; nucleus. Gene Ontology annotation, biological process: protein phosphorylation. Lineage: Eukaryota; Fungi; Ascomycota; Sordariomycetes; Glomerellales; Glomerellaceae.
AUGGCGACGGCGACGACAACAGAAACGACACAAUUCCCCCUCCCAAAACUCCUAACUCACCCCUCGUCAUCCGCCCCGACUCUAAUCACCCAAGGCGCCGAAGCCCGCCUCUACAAAACGACCUUCCUCUCCCCUAACCUCCCGUCCGCGCUCAAAUACCGGCCCCCGAAACCCUACCGCCACCCCACCCUCGACGCCCGCCUCACCCGCUCCCGCAUCCUCGCCGAGGCCCGCGUCCUCGCCAAAUGCCGCCGCGAAGGAUGCCCCGUGCCCGCCCUCUACGGACUCGAUGAGUCAGCGGGCUGGAUCAUGCUCGAAUGGAUCCCUGGCGCGCCGGUGAGAGUGCGAAUCAACGAGUGGCUGGACGGCGUAGUCCCCGUCCCGGGACAAGGACUCGCGGAGAUACCGGAGGAUGCGGCAGCGGCGGCAGCAGCAGGAGACAAGGAAGUGGUCAUGGAGGGCACGGAGGAGGCAAAAGCAGCAGCAUCAGCAGCAGCAUCAGCAGCAGCAUCAGCAGCAGCAUCAGCAGGACAGGCAGACGGUGAAAAGGUGGUCGGGACAAGACGGGACGCAACGGACCUGCGGGACCUGAUGCGCAGGAUGGGGGCGGCGAUAGGCAAGAUGCACAAGAUCGGCAUCGUGCACGGCGACCUGACGACGUCCAAUAUGAUGCUGCGGCCCCCUCCGCGGUCGGCCGCCGCCGCCGCCGCCGCUGCCGCUCACGAAAGCUCCAACCUGGACGGCGACAUCUUCGUCAUCGACUUCGGCCUCGCGAGCCAGAGCACCUCGGACGAAGACCGCGCCGUCGACUUGUACGUGCUGGAGCGCGCCUUUGGCAGCACGCACCCGCGCGCCGAGGAGUUCUUCCAGGACGUCCUGGAAGCGUACGGCAAGUCCUACAAGCAGGCGCCCGUGACGCUCAAGAAGCUCGAGGACGUGAGGAUGCGGGGCCGCAAGAGGAGCAUGAUCGGUUGA